This is a messenger RNA of Cylas formicarius (sweet potato weevil), 1950 nucleotides long. RefSeq names its product synaptic vesicle glycoprotein 2C-like. The coding region runs from base 126 to 1823 and encodes 565 amino acids. Gene Ontology annotation, cellular component: membrane. The transcript has 11 exons. The record is from RefSeq and is a predicted model, not a curated record. Gene Ontology annotation, molecular function: transmembrane transporter activity. Lineage: Eukaryota; Metazoa; Arthropoda; Insecta; Coleoptera; Brentidae. Gene Ontology annotation, biological process: transmembrane transport.
GUGGAAAAAAAAAGCGGUAGGAACCGGCGUAGGCCAUUGCGUAGCGAACCGUGCGUUCGCUCGAUGACGGAUCGAUAGAGAUCGAAGCGGCCGGUGGAGUGAACUCGUGACCUUGUGUGACGUCGAUGUUGAUUCAUUAUUUGCCGAAGUUGCUGGCCGAUCGAGGCUCGAGCAUCGAUGGUUUCGAGUGUUCCGGUUUGGUGGCGGGUGCGGUGUUCGUUGACGUGCCGUCCAGAAAGAUGCCUCCGAAAGACCUGUCAUUCAGCGUGUAUGCGGACGUUGACUUGGAGGGUUCCGAGGAUUUCGUCGAACGAAGACACUGCGACUUCGAGACGGCUUUGGAAUAUUCCAAGGUGGGAAAAUUCCAGUGGCUCCUCCUGACGAUCAGCGGCGUCGUAUACGCUACGUGCGCGAUAAGCUCGACCGCGCUUUCUUUUGUUUUGCCCUCGGCCGGCUGCGACUUCGCGCUGACGUCAGCCGAUAAGGGCAAACUGACUGCGAUAUCGUUAGUGGGGAUGUUGUUGGGGUGCGGCGUGUGGGGCUCGAUAGCUGACAGUCAGGGGCGGAAGGUGGCGGUCAUGCUGUCUCUGCUGAUGGACUUCUUCGCGGCCGCGCUGUCAUCAGCCGCCCAAAAUUUCGACGUGUUUUUGGUUUGCCGGUUUUUCAAUGGCUUCGGGAUAAUCGGGGCCACCAGUAUAGUAUUUCCGUACCUAGGGGAGUUUCUGUCUAACGGCGACAGGGACAGGUACCUAGGGAGGCUAGAGGUGUUUUGGAACUUCGGCAUCAUCAUCCUGCCUGGUGUGGCAUGGUGCCUGCUGAGCAAGAACAUGGUCGACCUCUACGCGCCGAGCGUCACCUUGAGCCCUUGGCGCAUAUUCGUGCUCGUUUGCAGUCUGCCGAGCCUAAUCAGCUACGUGCUCAUCUAUUACCUACCAGAGACACCCAAGUACCUAAUGGACCACGGGAAAUACGAGAAAGCCAAAAUGGUGUUCCAAAAAAUGUACGCCUUCAACACGGGAAGACCGAUGGAAACUUAUCCGGUGCGCCGUCUCGAAGGGGAGGCUAUCCACCAGACCACCUGCAAGAUGCGGAAAAAACCGGCAGGGUAUUCCCUGUGGCGAAGCGUCGGCAACGUCGCGGAGCGGGUCAGAGCGCUGGCCAGUCAGCAGUACCUCAAGUACCUCGCGAUCACGUGUUUCGCGGACUUCGGACUGAUGGCGAGCUACUACACCCUCGUACUGUGGUUCCCCGAGAUUUUCGAACGGUUCAACUUGUACGAAACGAGGCACCCGGACAAAACCGCGGGCAUUUGCGCGGUCUCCCAGAUCCGCCCCACUCGCCCCUCGCGACCCGGCCAGUGCAAUUUCACCAUCGGCAACACCGUAUUCCUCGAAACGUUGGUGAUCGCUCUGAGCUGCCUGCCGACGUCCGCGUCGCUCAGCUGUUUCAUGCACAAGUUCGGCAAGAAAUUCGUGUUGGUGUUCGGGUUGAUUUUGUCAGGGCUGUCUGCCCUGGCACUGGACCUGGUGCAGAACUCGACGCAGACCCUCCUCGUGUCCAGCGUGUUCGAAUCUUUGACGAGCGUACUCGAGGCGGUCCUUUUGUGCGUCGUCGUCGACCUGUUUCCGACCAAUCUGAGGGCGUUAGCUUUAUCGUUAACGGUGACCUGCGGCAGACUGGGCGCGAUAUUCGGCAACGUCACGUUCGGGUUGCUUCUGGACCUGAACUGCGUCGUGCCGAUCUACUUGUUCGGGAUUUUCCUGAUAGGCAGCGGCGUGCUGUGCCUCGCCAUACCCAGAAGUGACGGUUACGCGCCGAUGUGACGACCGCGCGCCUAUCGACCUUGACUGUGUGCGUGUGUUCGUGCGUUCCUAUUCUAAGACGUUGUAAAUAAUUUGUAUUUUCACGCGAACGGUAUUUAUUUUUUAGUUUAAUUAUAUUGACGAGUUG